Molecule: messenger RNA, 1700 nt
Organism: Neurospora tetraspora
Lineage: Eukaryota; Fungi; Ascomycota; Sordariomycetes; Sordariales; Sordariaceae
Product: tryptophan synthase beta subunit-like PLP-dependent enzyme
Exons: 2
Coding region: 142-1317 (391 amino acids)
Biological process (GO): L-serine catabolic process; L-threonine catabolic process
Molecular function (GO): L-serine ammonia-lyase activity; threonine deaminase activity; pyridoxal phosphate binding
Source: RefSeq, a predicted model, not a curated record
AUUUUCAAGACCUUGACCUAUCUUCUUGAAGGAAACAACCAUACAUAUCUACACAAGGAAUCACUAACCAACACUUGCCUUCCCAACCUCUCAAGAAACAACUCUCCAGUCCAGUCCACCCAUAAACAACAACACCAAAAAAUGGGCUCAGUAUCAUUCCCCUCGACCUCGGAACCUCCCAAGCCCUGGGUUGAAACCCCCCUCAUCUAUUCCGCCCAACUAUCCAACGCCGCCGGGUGCAACAUCUAUCUCAAACUUGAGAAUGUCCAACCCUCUGGGUCUUUCAAGUCUCGCGGCAUAGGCAACAUGAUGCUCCGCUCCACCCUCCCUUCUCCCCCCUCCUCCCCCUCUUCUUCUUCCUCCUUCCUCGAGUCUCCCGCCGCCCAAAGAAAAAUCCACUUCUUCUGCUCCUCUGCCGGCAACGCCGGCCUCGCCUGCGCCACCACCGCCCACACCCUCGCCUGUCCAGCAACCAUCGUCGUGCCCACCUCCGCUCGGGAGCCCGUUCUGCGUCGGUUGCGCCAACUAGGUGCCAGCGUGGUGGUCUGUGGUAGUAAUUGGUUUGAGGCUGAUACGCAUUUGCGGGAGGUUGUGAUGCCCGCUUCCGCCCUUGAAGAUGGGGAAGAAACAAAGACGAAGCAAGUCUACGUCCCCCCCUUCGACCACGAAGAUAUCUGGUCCGGAGCAGCAACCCUGAUGGACGAGGUCGCCGAGCAAAUGCGCGUCGUGCAUCGGGCGUAUGUGGAUGCCGUGGUGUGUAAUGUUGGUGGGGGCGGGUUGUUGAACGGGAUUAUGGAGGGGGUUUGGGGACCCAGCCGAAAUGGAAAUGAUGGUGAUGGAAAAAGAGGGUUGGGUAAAGAAGUGGGAGGCGGAAAGGAGCCGAGGGUUCUGGCGAUUGAGACGGUCGGCGCCGAUAGUUUCAACCAGUCGGUGAAGGCGGGCGAGCUGGUCAAGAUGACAGCAAUCACCAGCAUCGCGUCAAGCUUGGGGGCUGUGCAAGUCUCGAAAAAGACGUGGGAGUGGAGGCAGAUGGUUGGGGGGGAGAACUUGGUCAGCGCGACGGUGACGGAUGCGGAGGCCGCGAUGGCGAGCGUCAGGUUUGCGGAUGAACAUCGCAUGUUGGUGGAGGUAAGCUGUGGCGCGACGCUGGCGACGGCGUAUAAUGGGGAUUUGAGGAGGUAUCUUGGGAAGGGGUUGAGUGACGAGGAGUGGCGGAAUGUUAAUGUUGUUAUGGUGGUUUGUGGUGGGAGUCAUGUUAGUGUGGACGUGUUGAAGGCGUAUAGGGAGGAGUAUGGGCCGGAGGUUGCUUGGGCUUGAGCCUUGAGGGUAAACGAACGGGGUUAUGGAUGGAUGGAAAGCAAAAAGGCACGGUAUGGGGGCGUUAAUGGGUUUUCUUUUGUUAAUCGCUGCUUUUCAAGAAUGAUCAUUUGGUUGUUGAAGGGCACUUCUACCACUCAUCAGCGAGUAUUGGAACUAGUUUAGUUGCUUUCGAGUAUCUUCAGUCUUCCCUUUUAUAAACCAACUCUGCGUAACCUUCAGGAACGUUCGCCGAUGCAUACACCCCAAGGUCCCGAAGAACCAGCUUGAGCUCGCCAAAGUAGUUGACGUCUCCCUCCUGCUCAAACCCGAGACUCUUGAAAAGGGCAAUGCUCUUGGUGUUGUCCUUGUUGAUCUUGGCCAUGAGCAUCCUGAGUCUGGGU